This is a messenger RNA of Pleuronectes platessa (European plaice), 3462 nucleotides long. RefSeq names its product glutamate receptor, metabotropic 1a (gene grm1a). The transcript is spliced from 8 exons. Bases 1 to 3462 code for a protein of 1153 amino acids. NCBI's taxonomy places the organism in Eukaryota, Metazoa, Chordata, Actinopteri, Pleuronectiformes, Pleuronectidae. Gene Ontology annotation, cellular component: postsynaptic density membrane. Gene Ontology annotation, molecular function: adenylate cyclase inhibiting G protein-coupled glutamate receptor activity; G protein-coupled receptor activity involved in regulation of postsynaptic membrane potential. Gene Ontology annotation, biological process: G protein-coupled glutamate receptor signaling pathway; regulation of synaptic transmission, glutamatergic. The record is from RefSeq and is a predicted model, not a curated record.
AUGGCACGCGUAAAGAUGGGUCUCCUCGCUCUCCUCUGCCUCCCGUUGUUUUUCCUCGUGCUCUGCCACGGCAGCAGCAUCUAUGAGCGCUCGGCGGUCCCCCGCGCCGUGUCCCGCUCCGUGGCCCGCAUGGACGGGGACGUGAUCAUCGGUGCGCUCUUCUCCGUGCACCAUCAGCCGUCUGCGGAGAGGGUGGCCGACCGCAAGUGCGGGGACGUCCGCGAGCAGUACGGCAUCCAGAGGGUGGAAGCCAUGUUCCACACGCUGGACCGGAUCAACAGCGACCCCAACUUGCUCCCCAACAUCAGCCUGGGCUGUGAGAUCCGGGACUCCUGCUGGCACUCCUCCGUGGCCCUGGAGCAGAGCAUCGAGUUCAUCCGGGACUCCCUCAUCUCCAUCCGGGACGACAAGGACGGGUCCAAGUGGUGCAUUGAUGGUACCCCGUCCAACCAGCCUCCGCCCACCAAGAAGCCCAUCGCAGGGGUGAUCGGACCUGGAUCCAGCUCUGUGGCUAUUCAGGUGCAGAACCUGCUGCAGCUCUUCAACAUCCCGCAGAUCGCCUACUCUGCCACCAGCAUCGACCUGAGUGACAAGACGCUGUUCAAGUACUUCCUGAGGGUCGUGCCCUCAGAUGUCCUGCAGGCCCGGGCCAUGCUGGACAUUGUCAAGCGAUACAACUGGACCUAUGUGUCUGCGGUGCACACUGAGGGGAACUACGGGGAGAGCGGCAUGGAGGCCUUCAAGGAGCUGGCCUCUAUGGAAGGCUUAUGCAUCGCCCACUCGGACAAGAUCUACAGUAACGCAGGGGAGAAGCACUUUGAUCGCCUUUUGAGGAAACUGCGGGAGCGUCUGCCCAAAGCUCGUGUGGUGGUGUGUUUCUGCGAGGGCAUGACUGUCCGAGGCCUCCUGAUGGCCAUGAGGCGACUGGGGGUGUUUGGGGAGUUCCUCCUCAUUGGCAGUGAUGGAUGGGCGGACCGCUACGAGGUUGUGGAGGGUUUCGAGCACGAGGCAGAGGGAGGAAUCACCAUGAAGCUGCAAUCGGAGGUGGUCAAGACCUUCGACGACUACUACCUGAAGCUGCGGCUGGACACCAACACCAGGAACCCCUGGUUCUCUGAGUUCUGGCAGUAUCGUUUCCAGUGCCGCCUGCCGGGUCAUCCACAGGAGAACAAGAACUACAAGAAAGUCUGCUCCGGAAAUGAAAGCCUGCAGGAAAACUAUGUUCAGGAUAGUAAGAUGGGCUUUGUCAUCAACGCCAUCUACGCCAUGGCUCAUGGACUCCACGACAUGCACAUGGAGCUGUGCCCGGGACAGCCCGGACUCUGUGAGGCCAUGGACCCCAUCGACGGCAGCAAGUUGCUGGACUACCUCUUAAAGACGUCCUUCAAAGGAGUCUCAGGGGAGGACAUUUAUUUUGAUGUAAAUGGAGACACCCCAGGAAGGUACGACAUCAUGAAUCUGCAGAAUGUGGGCGACGAGCGCUACGACUACCUCAACGUGGGCUCCUGGCACGAGGGCAUCUUGAACAUCGAGGACAGCAUGCUGUGGAUAAACAGCAGCGACAUGGUCCGCUCCGUGUGCAGCGAGCCGUGCUCCAGAGGACAGAUCAAAGUGAUUAGGAAGGGCGAGGUGAGCUGCUGCUGGAUCUGCACCACAUGCAAGGAUAAUGAAAUCGUCCAGGAUGAGUUCACCUGCAAGGCAUGUGAUCUGGGAUGGUGGCCCGAUGAAGAACUGGCAGGCUGUCAGCCCCUGCCUCUGAGGUACCUCGACUGGUCCGAUGUGGAAUCCAUCGUCGCUGUGGCUUUCUCCUGUGUUGGCAUCCUAAUCACCUCCUUUGUCACCUUUGUGUUCAUCCAGUACCGUGACACACCUGUGGUUAAGUCCUCUAGUAGGGAACUCUGCUAUAUCAUCUUGGCAGGCAUCUUCCUGGGCUACAUCUGUCCAUUCACAUUAAUCGCCUACCCUACGGUGGCCUCCUGCUACUUGCAGCGGCUCCUGGUGGGUCUUUCCUCCGCCAUGUGCUACUCCGCCCUGGUGACUAAAACAAACCGUAUUGCCCGCAUUCUGGCCGGCAGCAAGAAAAAGAUCUGCACCAAAAAGCCUCGUUUCAUGAGCGCCUGGGCCCAGGUGGUCAUCGCCUUCAUGCUCAUCAGUGUGCAGCUAACUCUGGAGAUCACCCUCAUCAUUCUGGAGCCUCCACUGCCCGUCAAGUCGUACCCAAGCAUAAGUGAGGUCUUCCUCAUCUGUAACACCAGUACCGUAGGCAUGGUGGCGCCACUGGGCUACAACGGCCUGCUUAUCAUGAGCUGCACCUACUAUGCCUUCAAGACGCGGAACGUGCCAGCCAACUUCAACGAGGCUAAAUACAUCGCCUUUACAAUGUACACCACCUGCAUCAUCUGGUUGGCCUUCGUGCCCAUCUACUUUGGCUCCAACUACAAGAUCAUCACCACGUCCUUCUCUGUCAGCCUGAGUGUGACAGUGGCGCUGGGGUGCAUGUUCACCCCCAAGAUGUACAUUAUCAUCGCCAAACCAGAGAGGAACGUCCGAAGCGCCUUCACCACGUCCGACGUGGUGCGAAUGCACGUCGGCGACGGCAAGUCGGCUCAAUGCGGAACUAACAGCUUCCUCAGCAUUUUCCGGCGGAAGAAGCCCAGCACUGGAAACGCUAAUUCUAAUGGCAAGUCUGUGUCAUGGUCUGAAUCAGGUGCAAGACACCCUCCGAGGGGGGGGAAUGUGUGGCACAGACUGUCUGUGCAUGUGAGGAAACAGGAAGCCGGCUUGAAUCAGAUGGCGGUCAUCAGGCCCCUAACUAACACCCCCGACCCCCACAGUUGCAAGCCCUCCACCCGCGACCUCGGGACAGACCCGCAUCUCCCCCAAGAACCACCUGGUGCUAAGCCUCUGUACAACCUGGCAGAGGAGGACGACGAUGGCGACUUGCAGCGCCCCCUCUGGAACCCGGCUUGCUCUGGACAGACGCAACGGCUGGAGUCUGAUUUAGAUAGGCCGGCUUCUUAUUUGCCCCCUCACUUGGCAAGCCGCACCACGGACCGCAUGCAAGGGGCUGUGGUGGACACGCACAGCUCCAAUGUCCCUGCGCUGAAUGAUCACUCCCCCGCCAACAAGCCUUUGAGCUUGACACCAUCUCACCUUCCUCUGGUCCCACAUGUCGGGGCGUUUGAAGAGCAGGGGCCAGAGGACGAGGACCUGGACCUCUUACACAGCUAUAUUUAUAAUGCCAAGGGGGAGGAGGAGUACGGGGAGGAUGUAACUCACAACAAGCCGACUCUGGAGGAUUCCCUUGCACUAUCUCCUCCCUCCCCCUUCAGAGACUCUGUGUGUUCGGGGGAGUCCGUCAGCGGCUCUCCCGUCACUGAGUCGAUGCUCGGGAGUCCCCCGAGCUGCGUCUACACCUCAAACAUGCUCCCAGACUUCGCACACAGCUCCUCAACACUGUGA